UAGAAGUGGCGUUGUCUCUAUGGCUGCGGACGACGCGGAGGUAAUCGUGCUGCUAACAAGAACUUAGCACAGUGCUUCGUUCCCAUGGACUAGGAAUUAUUACAAUAGCGAUUAUUACAGCCAAUUGCAAGUGGGACAAUUGCUAUUUAGUCUGAAGCAGAAGUAAUAUUAAUAUUUUUGGCCCUCAUCGUUAUACGGUACGUGGUUUUAAUUGACGUUAGCUAGUUAGCUAACAUUGCCAGCCUGCGGGACCCCGGGCAGCUCUUUAAUUUAUUUCGCUUUGACCAACACCACAAGAGGAAGGUAGCUCGAUGUAUCGGAAAGAGAAGAGCAUCCAGAUCAAAAACAGCGCCUCGGCGCUGUACAACAACCUCGGCGUGCUGCGCAUCGCCCCCCGGCGCCUCACCUGCUUCACGGCGGUCCAUGCUAACGUGGUCAACAUGGUGAGCGCGUCCUGGGACGGCCUCAACUAUUCCCACCGUCAGCUGCAGUCCAAGGAGCCCAAUGUCGCCACCAGCACGUCCCUCAUCAUGCAGGCUGCUUUUUGUGCUCUGCCCUCUCGUGAUCUACUGGUGGUGACGUCUCAGAAAGGCAUCCAGAUGUAUGAAUCUGAUGGCUCCACCAUGGUGUACUGGCAUGCCCUCGAUACUCCAGAAACAAAUACAGGUCAAGGCAUGUUUGCUCGAGGAAUAUCCGCAGUGUGUGAGAGCUUUAUAUGUGUGGGCGUUUCAACUGGUGCAAUUCUAGUAUUCGAUGUUCCCAGUAAGGGCAGUAAUAUUACCUUGGCUGAUGUCAUUGAGGGGCACAAAGAGUCCAUCACUGACAUGGCCUCAGAAUGCUGUGGUGGUGAGGUGUGCGUAGCGGAUCUUGUCAGUGCAGACGAUGGAGGCAACCUGUGUGUGUGGAAGGCCGGGGAGGAAUUUAGUUUACUCAACCAUAUCCCUGGCUUUGAUAUUAGCUGCUCAUCUGUGAAGUUGUGGAAAGGUACGGCGGUGGCAGGUUACGGCACAGGCCAGAUCCGUCUGUAUGAAGCGGUGACGGGUAUUCUGCAUGCCGAGGUCAACGCUCACGCUCGCUGGAUAUACUCACUGGACGUUGCUCCCUUUUCUGGGCUGCUGCUGUCUGCUGCUGAGGACUCGCUGGUCAGGGUGUGGCUCCUGUCAAUGAGCCCAGAGAGCCACAGCGUGGAGAUUGGCCAUUUGCACAAUGAGUGUGUGACCGACACGCAAAUCUGUGGCGCCAAGUUCUGUGACAGCGACGGUUAUGCCUUUGCAGUGACAGGCUACGACCUGAGUGAGAUUAUCCGUUACACCCAGUCGUAGGACUACUCCUAUCAAUGUAGUAUAUUGGAGUGUUUCUGGAGUCAAAAGAGGCUCUACAAGGAAAGGGGUAUUUGACAAAAUAUUUUUGGGGAGAAUAAUUAUUUAUUUAGAAAUAUACCAAUAAACAGGGCUGUGGGUCAAAAAGGAAGAAGCGACCGGACAGAUUGGGGUCGCCCUUAAGUUUAAAGGGCAUGUAACCUUUAAGGGAACCCUUUAAUAAAGGCGGAUGACAACUAUUUAGGAAACUCCACAAUUUGGUUGCAUUCUAUGUAACUCUAAAACUCCAGCACUCACGUCAAAAUAGCAGAUAAAAACUCCCUUCCUUGUGUUUGUGUAAUUUGUCAAGAUUAUACAAACCUUUAGAGAAAGUAGAAGGAAAAUAUGAUAUGAGGUGUAUUGCUAUUAACACUGAAAUGAGAAAACAGCAAUAUUUAUAUAAUAUAUGGAGACAAAUAUGACGAGUCAGUCGGAUGGCCUCAUGCAUAAUGUUGUGUCUGCAGUGUAGUUUGUGACAGACUUCAAUGUAUAAUUACAUUUUACUUUUUGGUUUGGUUUGGUUUUAACUUUAGUUUUCUUUAUAGCCAAAGAGAUCUACAUCUGAAGCAACGUUUUUACAAAUGUGUCUAUUUUGUAUGUGUUGCCCUUGCUUUCAAAACCUAUUUUUAUUUUCUAGAAAAUUGCUUGAAGCAGAAAGAAGUUUAUUAAAAACAAGAGUAACCUA
Gasterosteus aculeatus aculeatus (three-spined stickleback) is the source of this 2043-nucleotide messenger RNA. It is a transcript of the gene wdr54, whose product is annotated as WD repeat domain 54. Gene Ontology annotation, molecular function: protein binding. Lineage: Eukaryota; Metazoa; Chordata; Actinopteri; Perciformes; Gasterosteidae. The record is from RefSeq and is a predicted model, not a curated record.